GAUCAACCUCGCUUCACGAUGAAAUUUGCAGUAGCUGCCGUCGCCCCGCGUUCUACACGUCAAGUCAACAAUCCCAUUAACCCAAAUCUUGCAACACAAAUUAACCCAGCAAUUUAGAUAAGGACAUUAUUACUUUACUAAUCGAUUAAUACAAGGGUCCUUCUAUUCAUAAAUUUAUCGUCUUUCAAAAGCUUCGUUCACCCCUUCAAUAACGACCAGCGCAGCGUCGCAAUCCAAUGGAACCCUAUGAAACUUAGGCUCUGAUGCCAUGGAACAAAAUGGAGCCAACAAUGGGCAGGAUGCAAAGCCACCGGCAUCAUCUGCAGCUGCUGGCGCAAACAAGAGCCCGAAGAAGAGGCGUAAAGUAAAUCAUGCUUGUGUGUACUGUCGGCGAUCUCACAUGACAUGCGAUUUAGUACGACCUUGCGCGAGGUGUACAAAGCGUGGAAUUGGGCAUCUUUGUCAUGAUGAGCCCCGCGAACCGGAGUCGACCACGAAGAAGGCAGCGGCGAAGGGUCAGCAGCAUCACCAUAACAACAACGCUACAGCAGGAACAGCGGAGGAGCUGGGAGGGACACCGCCAGGUCUUAAGCUCGAAAAUCCUCUUGACAAUAGUCUAAAUAACUCGUUCGUCACGGCGGAACAACAGCAACAACAACAAGGUCAAGAUCAAGUUCAAGAAAACAAAUUGAGUCUUGGAGCACCAGCCAUAUCCCGUGGUAUCUCUCUUCAGCUGGCCCAGCCUACACCGGUUUCUGGGAUACAAGCGAAUGCUCUCAAUUGUAGCAGCAAUAAUCAAUUUCUUGGGUAUCCGAAUGACUGGCUUGGGUCGCAAAACCAAUUUCAAGAUAUGCAUAACUACCAUCCAUCGUACAUGUUCAACGCACCGGAAGUCACCAACGAGUACAAUCUUCUGAACGAUUUCCUCAAUAAUAGUCUUCUAGACGACGGAGCUCUAGGUACAGAAGACACAUCAAAUUUUUAUCCUGAUCAAGCUGGUUCAAUGUUAUCAGGAGGCAAUUCCAACACGCUCACAUCAGGAGCGCAACAAGCUUCAGGUAGUGGUCCAUCAGCAGGACUGAAUCCACCAGGAAACUCGAUUUCGAGACCGGCGAGCGUCAUACCAAUUGAUAAAGCCCGCGAGUACUACCUUCAAGCAGCUGAUCCCACUGGUAACGAUGUCCCCGAAGUUAGAAUGCAACUGUUGUUGAGGGCAAAGUACGACGCCGGAAUGCUGAAGCCUUUCAAUUAUGUUAAGGGGUAUGCGAGACUUUCGGCUUACAUGGAUGGACAUAUGCAACCGGCUUCAAAGCAAAAAAUACUCCGGCAAUUGGAUCGUUUCCGACCAAAGUUCAGAGAAAAGGUGCAAGCAUUGACAGAUAUUGAACUCAUCUACGUGGAAAUGUGGUUUGAAAGGAGUUUGAUGGAGUAUGAUCGAGUUUUUGCAAGUAUGGCCAUUCCAGCUUGUUGUUGGAGGAGAACGGGAGAGAUUUUCAGGGGAAACAAGGAAAUGGCUGAGUUAAUACAUGUUCCUAUUGAAAAAUUACGGGAUGGAAAAAUAGCGAUCCACGAGAUCCUGACGGAGGAAUCGCUAGUUAAUUAUUGGGAGAAAUUUGGAGCUAUAGCUUUUGAUUUGAAUCAGAAAGCACUUCUGACGAGUUGUUCGUUGAAGAAUCCGGAUGAUAAGAGUAAAGAUCCGACGAUUAAAUGUUGUUUUUCGUUCAAUGUGAGGAGGGAUGAUCAUAAGAUCCCAUCUCUGAUUGUUGGAAACUUCUUACCUCAAGAUCCUGUCAAGCGGUGAUAUAUUUAAAUUAUGGUAUGGGAACAAGAAUGGAAGACGGAGAGCAAAGAAGUAGAAAUGAAGAUAUUUCAACUCUUUCCGGUAUUUAUUAGAUGAGUACGUACAUAAGAUGCAUAACGUAGAGAUUGGGCAUGGAAGUGUUAUUUUGCAAGACGGGAUCGGAUUGAAAAUGAAGAUUUCUACUAUGCGAAAUGGAAAAGGAGUGAAGGGAAAGGGGUAAGGGAUAGCAGUGCAGAGGUUUUGGGGAUUGAUGGUAGGAUCAAAUGGGUUUGAUAGGCGGGCGGCGGAGGGAGUUCUGGAGGGGGGAAUGUUCGGGUAAAUACUGGGUAUGGUCAAUUGCUACGACCUACCUACCUAGUAUGAAUGUGAAUUCACAGAGCAGAGCAGAGUAAAGCAUCAAAAAGCUUUACCUUUCAACUUUUUAUGAAUAAAUCCUUUUCUUUAAACA
This is a messenger RNA of Botrytis cinerea B05.10, 2249 nucleotides long. It is a transcript of the gene Bcrds2, whose product is annotated as Bcrds2. The transcript has 7 exons. Lineage: Eukaryota; Fungi; Ascomycota; Leotiomycetes; Helotiales; Sclerotiniaceae. Gene Ontology annotation, cellular component: nucleus. Gene Ontology annotation, biological process: regulation of DNA-templated transcription. The record is from RefSeq and is a predicted model, not a curated record. Gene Ontology annotation, molecular function: RNA polymerase II transcription regulatory region sequence-specific DNA binding; DNA-binding transcription factor activity, RNA polymerase II-specific; zinc ion binding. Bases 269 to 1801 code for a protein of 510 amino acids.